AUGGAUUCUUCUUCUGUUUCUGUUUCUGUUUCUGCUUCAGCUUCCUCAAACAACAUGGGUUCUUUUCCAAGUCCAGGAGCACCGUAUUACAGAGAAAGAACAAGAAGGUAUGAGAACAACAAGGGAUGGAGCUCAGAGAGAGUAUCAAAGCAAACAAACGACAAUAGCAGCAGCAGAAGACACACUAUGUCUGGUUUAACACCAUUCAGUGGUGGAAGAACAAUGCCAUCAAAAUGGGAUGAAGCUGAGAGAUGGAUUUGUAGUCCAGUUUCAGCAUCAUAUGCUGAUAGCAGAAGAAACUCACAUACACAACAACAACAAAGAAGACCCAAGUCAAUAAGUGGUCCAAUUGUUCCACCUCUUCCUCCUGGAGUGGCUUGUUACUCAAAUUAUUCACCGUCGGCUCAACAACUGAGACAAGGUUUUGUUGUGAGGAAUUUAAUGGUUAGUUCACCUUUUUCAACUGGAGUGUUGGCACCUGUUGCUGUUUCUGUUCGCCGUUAUGAGGAACAUGAUGGAAAUGAGGAAAGUGAGAGAUCUCUUGUUCCAAGAUACGAUAAAGGUACUCAAAUGAGCCCUACUGAAACUGAGAAUGAUGUAGAUUCAUCUCCAAGAUCUUCUGCAACUUCGGCUAUAGAUCAAGAAGAUUGCCUUUAUCCUAAACUAGAAGUCAGAGAUGUGGAGGUUGACAGUGAAGCUACUGUUAUGAGGGGAUCCAAGAGACAUGGAGCCAAAUUGAUCAAAAAUGACUCAAUGCAUAGAUCAGAAAUGAGAGAGAAUAGUGCUGAUGCACAAGUUUCGUGUUGGGACAUUGAAGAAUCAACCUUGGACACUUCCAAGUUACGGAGAGAGGAAGCCAAAGUCGCUGCUUGGGAGAAUUUGCAGAAAGCAAAAGCUGAAGCUGCAAUGCGGAAACUCGAGAUGAAAUUGGAGAAGAAGAGAUCUUCAACAAUGGAUAAGAUUCUUAAAAAACUGAGAAGGGCGCAGUUGAAAGCAGAAAGUAUGAGAAGUUUAGCACCUGUACAACAGGAAGAUCGCACUUCCAAGAUUUGCAAAGUACUUUCAUUCCCCAAAUAUGUCCAGAUAAGGUCUCUAAGCAGCUGCUUCAGCAGCCAUUCUCAGUGA
Vicia faba (fava bean) is the source of this 1125-nucleotide messenger RNA. The record is from the annotation of a GenBank genome assembly. NCBI's taxonomy places the organism in Eukaryota, Viridiplantae, Streptophyta, Magnoliopsida, Fabales, Fabaceae.